UGUUUGGGGUAUAAAACCACAGCUGGCCACUCGAUCAAUUAUAGUCCAAUUUGUUUGCUCAAAUCACUCUAAACUCAACCUCAACAUGUUCAAGCUGUCCGCUCUCGUUGUCCUCGUCGCUGCCAUCGCCUGCAGUGUGGCGGAGGCCAAGCCUGGCGUCGUCGUGGGUGCCGCAGCUGUUCCCGCAGGUGUGGUGACUGCCACCAGCUCCCAGUAUGUGGCCCGCAACUUCAACGGAGUCGCCGCUGCCCCGAUUGUUGCUCCAGUGGCUGCUGCCUACACCGCACCUGUGGCUGCCGCAUACACCGCCCCGGCUGCUGCCUACACCUCUCCCGUGGCUGCUGCCUACACCUCUCCCGUGGCUGCUGCCUACACUGCCCCAGUGGCUGCUGCCUACUCCGCCUAUCCUUACUCCGCAUAUCCCUAUGCCAGCUAUCCCUAUGCCGCUGGCUACACCACCGUCUUGUAAGAGACUUUAAAGGAUCGAAAACGGACUGACAACUGACUUUGGAAUGCAAUAAAAAUACGCAAAUGAAACUCAAA
This is a messenger RNA of Drosophila subobscura, 543 nucleotides long. Its product is annotated as vitelline membrane protein Vm26Ab. The record is from RefSeq and is a predicted model, not a curated record. Lineage: Eukaryota; Metazoa; Arthropoda; Insecta; Diptera; Drosophilidae.